Trichobilharzia regenti is the source of this 1459-nucleotide messenger RNA. NCBI's taxonomy places the organism in Eukaryota, Metazoa, Platyhelminthes, Trematoda, Strigeidida, Schistosomatidae. The record is from the annotation of a GenBank genome assembly.
ACAAUACUGAAACUGAUAGGUGGCGGUGAUGAGAAUAUGUUCAAAAGUUUUGGUUAGUGAAUGGGAUGCCUGCCAGCGUGUUGUAGGCAAACCAAAAGAAAGUUCCGUAUUGUUUUAUAAAGAUGAAGACAUUGUUUAUGUCAACAUCUCUUACGUUUCUUCGAAUAUUAGUCGGCGGUACAAGGUGAGAAUCAACAAUUUGUUGCAUCUGUGGAUUAACUUUUAUAGAUAUCAGCAAACAUAGAGAAGUUAUUUAUUGGUCAUGUAAAAGACGGAAGUUUAACAAUACGCCUAAAAAAUCCAGCUAAAGACAUUAUGCUACAAAAGGCUCAACCGUCGGAAUUACGAAGACUAAUCGAAAUUUUAGAUCUGAUAAAAUCCGGCAGAAAGUUACCUAGAGGAAUUUUAAAACGCAAUGCUUCAACUGACAUUCAAAGUUGUAGUCAUCACCGACUUCGUAUCACAAGACGAGAAGAUUAUCCUUUCAGCCAGGGUUUCAGUGCAUCUCUACAGGAAUUAUGCGUGAAAGAGUUGAGAUUGCGUCAGUUCGACACAAGAAUGCUUAAGUUAUCUUGCCUACGUUCCCUCGAUUUAAGUAAAAAUUAUCUGGAAAGAAUACCACAAGAAAUACAAGAUCUCAAUUUAGUCCAGCUAUACUUGAAUAACAAUCUCCUCGCAAGCUGGCCAUCAAUUCCUGAAAAUUCGGCGCUGAGUAAAUCCUUAGAAUAUAUAAAUUUAGCCCACAAUCUGCUGGUUUGGUUACCAGAUGAUUUCUGGCUACUUUCAAAACUUAGGAACGUUGAUCUUUCAACUAACCUAUUGCGUGGUAUACCAACCGCUUAUCUACACAAGUUGCAGUUUUUGGUUAUACUUACUUUGUAUAGUAAUCAACUAGAUUCUUUGCCACUAGUAUUGACUAUUCAUCGAUUAAAUGAAUUGUCAGUACACGGUAAUACUUUCCUGCCUUCCGAAACGGAAGUGAAACCAAGUAAAGUCGCUCCAUCCUUGUUGGACUGCGCUUCCUUAGCUUUUGUUCGUAGUAAUUGGUAUCCAUGUCUCGAAAAGUGUUUACCUUGGAAACUGCGUGUUCGUUUGGCCGUAUUUCGGAAAUGUUUACGUUGCCGUUUGAGCUGUGGUAUCGAACCUUAUCGUAUUUUGGUACCAUACAAUAGUUGGCGGAACAUAUCGUCCGACCGGAUGAACCCACCCAGCGUCUUGACUUAUUUGUGCAGCGAUGAAUGUGUGCGUGCAUAUAAUCUUAACAAAUGGAAGUACACUUUGGAUUAGUGGACACAUUUACUUCCGAAGUGGUGUGUGAUAUAUCGUAAAAAGGACGACUUUUUCAUCUAGAUUUCAGUAUCUUUUUAAAUCUGUGCAUCAAUUAUGGCUUUAUGAAAUAAAAGUUGAUCAGUAUUACCUCCAUUGCUUCAGAAGUUUUAAACGACACGCUAGAUAUUAG